AGAAUACAAACAUCUUAUAAAGGAGGCGCGCGAUCCCUGUACUCACCGUGCCUCACGUGGAUCGCACGUGAUCAAACGUCAGGAUCGAUCGAGAGAGAAGGAGAUGGAAGGCGCGAAAGAGAUAGAGGCCAUGGAAUCGGCAUGCGAUCCACGGGAAUUAGUUUCUGAUGACGAUGAAAUCGACUACUCUAUAAAGCCAGAAUUCUAUGAUCCAGAUCUUGAUGAUAAAGAUGAAUCAUGGGCUCAUAAGAAAAGAAAGGGUCGCAUCUCCGAUGCUGUGCUGAGCUGUCCAGCUUGUUUCACUACCCUUUGCCUGGAUUGCCAAAGGCAUGAGAAGUACCUGACCCAAUUCAGGGCCAUGUUCGUAGUCAACUGCAAGAUCAUGACAAAUCAAAUACUGCGGCAACAAAAACAGAAACUGAAGAGGACCAACAGCCACAUUAAUUCUAGCGAGCUUGAGAAGGAUGCAGUGUUCAGGCCCGUGUGCUGUUCGGUUUGCUCUUCAGAAGUCGGAGUCUUUGAUGAAGAUGAGGUUUAUCAUUUCUUUAAUGUUCUUCCUAGUGAGCCUUGAACAGUUACAUCAGUGUGCAUGAAAAUGUGUUAAUAGAAUGUUUUUAGUCUCGAUGUGACUCAGAUCAUUGCAGUCUAGGUUUGAUGCAUCAUGCAUGUAGAAUUUUCCCA
Messenger RNA from Magnolia sinica, 681 nucleotides. RefSeq lists its product as uncharacterized. Lineage: Eukaryota; Viridiplantae; Streptophyta; Magnoliopsida; Magnoliales; Magnoliaceae. The coding region runs from base 104 to 571 and encodes 155 amino acids. The transcript is spliced from 3 exons. Gene Ontology annotation, cellular component: nucleus. The record is from RefSeq and is a predicted model, not a curated record. Gene Ontology annotation, biological process: positive regulation of cell population proliferation.